Messenger RNA from Alternaria rosae, 811 nucleotides. RefSeq names its product ATPase, V0 complex, subunit E1/e2. Gene Ontology annotation, cellular component: vacuolar proton-transporting V-type ATPase, V0 domain. The record is from RefSeq and is a predicted model, not a curated record. Gene Ontology annotation, molecular function: proton-transporting ATPase activity, rotational mechanism. The coding region runs from base 172 to 402 and encodes 76 amino acids. Gene Ontology annotation, biological process: vacuolar acidification; proton transmembrane transport. NCBI's taxonomy places the organism in Eukaryota, Fungi, Ascomycota, Dothideomycetes, Pleosporales, Pleosporaceae. The transcript is spliced from 3 exons.
GCUCGCAACUCGCGACACCACGGCGAAACCAUCUCCACAUCACAACACCCGCUUCCUCUGCACGCCCCACACCAUCCUCGAAGCUCGAACAGAACCCGAUCGUCGUAUCGCCAGAAGCAAACCCCCGAACACCAUCCCCCCAGCGCGUCACCUCCCAAUCCACGACCUACAAUGGCGAACGGCUGGGCACCAAUCAUCGGUCUCAUCGUCACCGUCGUCUUUUGCGGUGCCGCCUGGUUCCUAGCUCCCAAAGGCGAGAACCAAACGGUCUGGCGAUCUACGCUCGUUCUCUCUGCCGCAGCCAUGUAUAUCAUGUGGGCGAUUACUUUCCUCGCACAACUCCACCCUCUUAUCUCGCCUGUACGAAACGAUUUGCGACCGGAAUACAAUGGAGGGCGCUAGGAAAGCAAGCCUGUGGAUGCUAGGCGCGAGCGGCUUAAGCAUAUGCACGUUGUGAGAAUGAUGGCUUGGGGCGGUCUGGACGAGGCCAUAAUUGGAAUGCAGCAGGGGGGCAUAUGCUGAAGAGAUGCAUCAUGCUGGAGCAGCUGUGUUUUGUCUAGCAAGCCGCGUCUGGAGCCAUUGGUGAAGGACAACCAAAGCAGUGCAUAACUGAACAAUUGAGCGCAUGUGUAUAGUUGGUUUUUGGGCGUACUACGGAGUCUUUCUCGAUUUGUACAAAUAUCAAAUGGGGUAUCAUUGCUUUACAUUCAAAAACGCCCACUCCCAAUCUUCUCGUGCUCCAUAAAUCAAGAAACACUAAUAAACCUACUUACCCACUCCCAAACACCCCCCAAGACAGUCCACUCCCUCC